CUCUGGGGUGGUGAUUUGCCCUUGUUGGGUGUGGGUGGUGGUGGUGUGGGUUUGUCUCUGGAGAGCCUAGUGUGGAGGGUUCUUCAGUGAAGGCUGUGAAAUCCGCUUGGUAUCCCGAGUGCAGUGUGGGAGGAGGAGCCAGUGGCGGUGAUGUAACACUGGCAAAGAGCUGGAGUCCCCUGCAUGAAGGAUGACAGGGAGGAGGCUGGGCAGAAGUUGAGUGUGCAUGAGAGCAGUCUUGAUGUCAUAAGGUCCCAGACUGGGGUCAGGCUUAUGGGGCAGAAGAGUGUGCUGAGGUGCCCCCGCCAGGGUUGGGGUAGUGAUGUCACAGGCUGGCAAGGUGGGGCCUUGAAGGCGCAGCUGGGAUGCGGGGUCACAAGGCUGAGGGGGAGAAGACGAUCUGGAAUGAAGUCAUUUACCAGAAUGGACCACUGGUCACUGAGCGAGGAUGGACUGUACAGGGUGCCCCAGCUGGCAACUGAUGGAUCCGGGGUAUGCAUCCUGGUCUCUUCACUCAAGAACCUGGGCUCUCAGCCCCUCUGGGUCUCUGUCUCAUCCCCCUCUCCAGCGACCCUGGCCAUGGACCAGCCAGCCGGCCUGCAGGUGGACUACAUCUUCCGGGGUGUGGAGCAUGCUGUACGAGUGGUGGUUUCUGGGCAGGUGCUGGAGCUGGAGGUGGAGGACCGGAUGACGGCUGACCAGUGGCGGGGCGAGUUUGAUGCCACCUUCAUUGAAGACUUGACUCACAAGACAGGGAACUUCAAACAGUUCAACAUCUUCUGUAACAUGCUGGAGUCCGCUCUCACCCAGAGCAGUGAGUCAGUCACCCUGGACCUGCUGACCUACACAGACCUAGAGUCCCUGCGGAAUCGCAAAUUAGGGGGUCGCCCAGGCACUGUGGCCCCCAGGUCAUCCCAGCUCAACUCCAAGCGCUACCUGAUCCUCAUCUACUCCGUGGAGUUUGACAGGAUUCACUACCCGCUGCCCCUCCCGUACCAGGGUAAGCCGGACCCUGUGGUCCUGCAGGGCAUCAUCCGCUCACUGAAGGAGGAGCUGGGCCGCCUUCGAGGGCUCAGUGGCGGCCAGGACGCUCGGGAUGCUCGGAACACGCGGGAGACUGAGAUCUGGCACCUGCGGGAGCAUGCCUGGUCUGGCGCAGAUGGAUGGUCAUCACAUAGUUGGCUGAGCAUGUCAUUGGAACAGGUGGAGAAGGGUGUAGCAGGGACUGAUCGAUCUCCAGGUGGAUCAGGAGAAGGAGUUGGGCAGAGGAACAGCAUGUGCAAAAUCCACGUGUUAGGUGGAAUGCAGUGAGAACAGAGGCUGACCAAGUAAAGGAAGAAAAGGCUUCUGGCACAUUUAUUGCACUUACUGACACCAGCAGAGGGUGAGCUGAAUCAGAACUCUGUCUCCACCUGGGGAGCACUCGCAGUACCAACUUGCACUUGCCAAGCAAGCGCUCUACCCCUUGAGCGAUGACCAGUCUUAUUGCUUUAGUUAUUUUUCA
Castor canadensis (American beaver) is the source of this 1504-nucleotide messenger RNA. The record is from RefSeq and is a predicted model, not a curated record. NCBI's taxonomy places the organism in Eukaryota, Metazoa, Chordata, Mammalia, Rodentia, Castoridae.